CGCUUGCAUUCACUCCAAAACAAACACAGCUCAUCUCAUCACUCCUCAGAUUAUUAGUAGCUAAAGCCAAGAGCACACAAGCUCAUCUCUCUUCACAAUUAUAUUCAGACAACCCAACCUCAUCUAGCUAGCAAUGGCGCCUACAGCAACCAUGAGCAACAAAGCCGUGGUGCUCCUCCUGCUGGUGGGUCUUCUCCCUCUCGCCACCCUCGGCUCCCGCUCCGGCCCGUCCGCGCACCACGGCCACGCCGGGCACGGCCCCAAGCACUCGCCGCCUCCGUCUCCUACACCGGCGACGCCCGCCCCCGUCGCGGCACCCGCCGCCGCGCUGGUGCGCUCCACCUGCAACUCGACCACCUACUACGACCUGUGCGUGUCCGCGCUGGGCGCCGACCCGUCCAGCGCCACGGCCGACGUGCGCGGCCUCUCCUCCAUCGCCGUCUCGGCCGCCGCCACCAACGCCUCCGGUGGCGCCGCCACCGCCGCCGCGCUCGCCAACGGCACCGCCGCGGCGUCGAACGCGCAGGCGGCCCCGGCCACCGCCGCCGACGCCACCGUGCAGGCGCUGCUCCGGACCUGCGCCGCCAAGUACGGCCAGGCCCGCGACGCGCUGAGCGCCGCCAGGGACUCCAUCGCGGCGCAGGACUACGACUUCGCGAACGUGCACGUGAGCGCCGCCGCCGAGUACCCGCAGGUGUGCAAGGCGCUGUUCCGGCGACAGAGGCCGGGGCAGUACCCGGCGGAGUUGGCGGCGAGGGAGGAGGCGCUCAGGCAGCUCUGCUCCGUCGCCAACGACAUCAUCGCCCUCCUCGCCAACAGCAGCAGCUAAUAACCUAGCUGGUCGACCGGCGAUCUCCAUGAUGCAUAUCCUUGAUCUAUCUAUCCAUCUUGUGUUGGAUAAUUCUAGCACACGGUCAGUUAGCGAGUCUGUUAGUUCGUUAGAAAAUAACGAGCCCCUGCGUGGGCGCGUCGAGUCGUGGGCGUGUUGCCCGGUCUUUUCUCCUUACAUGUAGAUGCACGACGCCGCCUGGAUCUCGCUCGUGGGAUGGCACAAGCCGGUAGGAGAUCGUGGUCGCGAUCAAGCUUUGUAAUCCCUAUUUAAGUUGUUGAAUAGAGUCAGAAAACACUACUACUUCCGCAG
This is a messenger RNA of Panicum virgatum (switchgrass), 1141 nucleotides long. RefSeq names its product pectinesterase inhibitor 28-like. Bases 134 to 829 code for a protein of 231 amino acids. The transcript has a single exon. Gene Ontology annotation, molecular function: enzyme inhibitor activity. NCBI's taxonomy places the organism in Eukaryota, Viridiplantae, Streptophyta, Magnoliopsida, Poales, Poaceae. The record is from RefSeq and is a predicted model, not a curated record.